CCUCUGGGGGCUCAGCGGCGGGGUCCUUUGCUGCUGAUGACGUCACUGCUGAUUUGGAAGAUGUUGUAGGUGAAACUCUGUCAGACUGAAACUACCUUCUACUUUAGAUUAAUGAUAACACAUCUACACUAAUGCGCAGUUCGUACUAUAAGCCACAGAAUGGAACAAACUGUACAUACAGCAAACUGAAAGCUUCAGGUCAGACUACAGCAGAGUCCUACGGCCCAGCCAUGCCUCAGAAACCCCAAAAGAGCGCCCAGACGGCUCACUACAUCGAGGUGGGAGGGUAUCAGUACUGGCCCGUGUUGGUGCCCCGAGGUAUCAGACUGUACACCUACGAACAGAUCCCUGUGUUUCUGAGGGAGAACCCCUACAUCACAGAUGGAUACAGAGCCUACCUGCCCUCCAGGCUGUGCAUCAAAAGCCUCUUCAUUCUGUCCAAUGAGACGGUGAGUAUCUGGAGCCAUCUGUUGGGCUUCCUGCUCUUCUUCUUCGUCGGCGUGUACAACAUGUCCUCGGUGCUGCCGGCCAUCGGCGCCUCCAAAGAGGAUUACGUCAUCUACUCCAUUGGACUCUUCUGCUUCCAGCUGUGUAUGCUGUGUUCGGUGGGUUAUCACCUGUUCUGUUGCCACCGCUCGGAGAAGGCCAGCCGCCGCUGGAUGGCGCUUGACUACGCGGGGGUUUCCAUCGGCAUCCUGGGCUGCUACGUCCCCGGAGUCUUCUACACCUUCUACUGCAAUAAUUACUGGCGGCAGAUGUACCUGGUGACGGUCCUGGCCAUGAUCCUGGCCGUCUUCUUCGCUCAGAUCCACCCUCAUUACCUCAGCAAGCAGUGGAAGCAGCUGCGCUCGCUCAUCUUCUGCCUGGUGGCCGGAUACGGCCUCAUCCCCACCGUCCACUGGAUCUGCAUCACCGGAGGCUUCUCCUCAGAGCUCGUCCAGGCUUUUGUUCCUCGAAUCCUGGGGAUGUAUUUCAUCGCUGCAUUAGCUCUCAUUUUCUACGUUUCUAAAGUUCCUGAACGCUACUUCCCGGGUCAGCUGAACUACCUGGGCUCCAGUCACCAGGUGUGGCACCUGCUGCUGGUCCUGAUGUUUUACUGGUGGCACCAGUCGUCGUGUUUUAUCAUGGCGUACAGACACACUCAGCCAUGCCCCGACGCCUCCAACCACGCCUAGGCGAUGCUCUGCACACGGGGAUCCUGGACUCUGUUAAUCUGUUGGUGAAUGGCUGCAGCAUUCCAGCAUGCACAAGUGGAAGUCUAGGCGACACCAUGGACAUGUCUUCAAGUCUUCAAGUGUCCCCAAUCAGACCUGUGACCUCCAGGAUGUGAGGUGACAAAUGUCGAGAGUAUGUUUUUUUAAGAGAAGACAGGCCCUCUGAGCGAUUGUAGGUAAACAGUCACUGUGGCUGAAACUAAUUUUUACCAUACAAUCUAGGGAUGUCACGAGAAUCAAUACUUUGGUACCAAGUCGACGCAAAAAUUCAGAAAACGUGACGGUACUCUUUUUUUCUACAGUGCCGC
Sebastes umbrosus (honeycomb rockfish) is the source of this 1522-nucleotide messenger RNA. RefSeq names its product progestin and adipoQ receptor family member IIIa (gene paqr3a). NCBI's taxonomy places the organism in Eukaryota, Metazoa, Chordata, Actinopteri, Perciformes, Sebastidae. Gene Ontology annotation, molecular function: signaling receptor activity. The transcript is spliced from 8 exons. The coding region runs from base 132 to 1175 and encodes 347 amino acids. The record is from RefSeq and is a predicted model, not a curated record. Gene Ontology annotation, cellular component: membrane.